AUGGCACUUAUUAUAACUGAUAAUAUACUUGAUAAAAUACAUAUAAAACAAUCUACUAAAAUAGAACCAAAUACAAAAUAUUUAUUAACUUCUUUGGAUCUUGAUAUUAUUGAAUAUUUCUACUUAAAAGAUAAAGAUCUAUAUAUUAAAAAUAUUAAUAUAGAACUAAUACUAAAAAGUACUAGUAGGUUUAAAUUUCUAGAAAUAAAAUGUGAACAAAGUAAAAAUAUUUUAAAUAUAAAAAAAUAUAGAAAUUAUGUAAGUAAAUCUUUUAAUGUACAAGAUUUAGAGAGGAAUAUACAAAUAUCGUUCUAUAGUGAUGUAUAUAGAUCUAUUUAUACAUCUCUUCUUAUGCCUAGUGCUUAUGGAUGUAAAAAUAAUAUUUAUACAGAAAUAUUUCAAUUUAUUGCAAAAACAGAUGGAUGUACAUUAAAAGACAUUGAAGUAAACGUAAAGGGUGAUGUUAAAAAAGGUAUAAAUAAUUUACUUUUUACAGAGAUAAUAUAUAAAAGAAAUGAAGUAUAUAAAAUAAAUGAUAUAUUCAAAGUAUAA
Vairimorpha ceranae is the source of this 552-nucleotide messenger RNA. RefSeq lists its product as hypothetical. The record is from RefSeq and is a predicted model, not a curated record. The coding region runs from base 1 to 552 and encodes 183 amino acids. The transcript has a single exon. NCBI's taxonomy places the organism in Eukaryota, Fungi, Microsporidia, Nosematidae.